Molecule: messenger RNA, 696 nt
Organism: Auanema sp. JU1783
Lineage: Eukaryota; Metazoa; Nematoda; Chromadorea; Rhabditida; Rhabditidae
Source: the annotation of a GenBank genome assembly
AUGUAUGAGGGGGUGAAGGCUGAUGUCAAUCGCGAAGACUAUCUGUUAGGAAAAAGGAUCGACAAAAACUUUGAGAAAUACUCUGAUGCUGUAGUAGACCAGAAGCCAAAUGCGUUCGAAAGUUUGAUGAACCGGAGAUCAAAUCAAACCGCUCACACAAGUACAGAAUCGAAAAUCACAAACCUCAAUGCUAGUGUGAUUAAAACCGAAGACCCUUUGGUCGCUGUCAGAUUACAACAAGAACUUCGUCGUAAAGAGGCAAUGGAGAACCCUUUGGUGAGACUGAAAAUUCAAAAAAUGCUCCUCUCGAUGGCCACUGAAGGAAAAAAUAAAAAAGAUAAGAAGAAGAAGAAAAAGAAGAAGAAUAAGAAGAAUGAACAUUCUUCAGAUUCAGAUUCAGAUUCAGAACCGUCGUCAUCCAAGAUCAAAAAGAGGAAGAGGGAAAAGGAACAGCGACGAUCUUUGAAAGAGAGGUCUCCUUCGAGAAAAGAUCGCCGAGAUUGCCGUAGUCCUGAACGAUCUAAAAAUAAGGUAAUUCGUAACGAAGUUAGCAACAUUCUCCUCAACUUCAGAAGGAAUCUGAAACACGUUCUGAGACAGCUAGAAAGCGAAGAAACUCCUCCUCUUCUCCUAAAAGGCGAACUUCUGGGGGCAAACAAGAGCGAAGUCGAUCUCCCCGUCGACGAUCUCCUGUAA